Messenger RNA from Felis catus (domestic cat), 7335 nucleotides. RefSeq names its product matrix metallopeptidase 20 (gene MMP20). The transcript has 10 exons. Gene Ontology annotation, biological process: amelogenesis; extracellular matrix organization; proteolysis. The coding region runs from base 4871 to 6322 and encodes 483 amino acids. NCBI's taxonomy places the organism in Eukaryota, Metazoa, Chordata, Mammalia, Carnivora, Felidae. The record is from RefSeq and is a predicted model, not a curated record. Gene Ontology annotation, cellular component: extracellular matrix. Gene Ontology annotation, molecular function: metalloendopeptidase activity; zinc ion binding.
ACCUGAGCCGAAGUUGGACGCUUAACUGACCAAGCCACCCAGGUGCCCCUGUUUUUCUCCAUUCUUAAUAAAAACUUCUAAACUUCCAAAAACCAAAAUACAACUUCAAAAUAGAGUAUUGCGUGACUUACAAGUUAAAUAAGUGAAUAUCUUGUAUAAGUUGGCUUUCAAAGUGGCGUAUAUUUACUGGAGAGGUCUGGAAGGAAGACCGUGUUGAGCUGGGUGUGGGCUGAGGGGAGGUGGAAGCCAGCCCCACUGGGGGGCAUUCUUCCCAGUCGGGACUGAACUCCUUGGACAUCCAGAAAUUUAAUCCAGUAAGCUACGUUACUAGAGAUGGAAAUACAGAAAGGAGGGUAACGGUGGAUCGGUUGCAGGGACAAAGGCUAUCGGCGGUCAGGGGGCUAGGCAGUCGGACUGGCCGUGUUCUGUGAGGCCAGACCCAGGAGCGCCCGGGAGCCACGCGGCCUGCCUGCCAGCCCCAGAGUCCCAUGUGCACCCGGACGCUGCAGGGCCCAGGCACCAGGGCACGGACGCUCCUGUGACUAUCAGGGGCACGGGCUCUGAGCUCGAGCAGGUCUCGGUUAAAAUCUUGGAGACCACACUGCACUUGAAAAAUGAGAUGUCUUGGGCCUGGGGGGCUCAGCCGGGUAAGCGACCGACUCUUGAUUUCUGCUCAGGUCAUGAUCUCAGUUCAUGAGCUUCAGCCCUGUAUUGGGCUCCAUGCUGACAGCGCUGAGCCUGGGAUUCUAAACAAACAAACAAACAAACAAACAAACACACAAACAUAAAAAAGGAAACUGAGAUGUCUUGAAGUUGUGUGGAAAACGUACGUCGGGCAUGAUACGGGUUUAGGAACAGUUCUGACACCCUGGGGAAUGCCUGUGUUUGAUUUGAAAGUUACCCCUCCGAGGACCAUCUUGAUUUUCUUACUGGCUUUAGUCAGUCCCUCAUCUGCGAGUUCGUACGUGCAGCAACUGUUCAUGGCACCACUAUUUUGUGCCAGACCCUGUUCUGGGUACCGGGGACACCGCUGUGGACAGAAUGACAUGAUGCUUUAUUUGUUCACACAACUGGUGUUUUAAUCAAUGCUCCAUCCAGUGAACAAUGGUUGCUUCCAACUAAGAAAAAAUCUCACGUUCAUUUUUUUUUAUUAACCCAUCACAAUACUUGCGGGAAAUCGUUGUGAUUCAUACCAAAAGUAGUUCUGGGGUCUCCCAUUUGUGACCCGGCCUGCGCACUAAGCGUCCGUUAGCCGUUUGAAUCUUCUCCUCGUCCUGUGAGACGCACCCAUGUCACAAGGCGGGAGGCGGUGCCGACAGCCUCCCGGACCGCGGUGGGCAUUUUCCGGGUUUGGUUCUGGUUUGUUCUUUGGCCGCCCGGCACGAACUCCCUCUCUGGGAGGCGUCGCCCUGCACGUAUGGCCGGUGGUCUCUCUGGAGCGCGUCCUGCAGCCCGGCCGGACGCCAAGCUGUGGGGCCCUCCUGCUUCUUGACUCUGCACAUGAGGGUGAGGGCAUGUGACCCGGGCCCAACCUACUCACCCGACACUGGAAGACUGGGCGCUGAGGGAAAGAGACCGAGGCCAUGAGAACCAGGAGCCCGGCAGCGGCCGCCUCCCUGCUCAGCUGACGUAUCGUCUGGUGACAGGAGCCAAGGGCCCCAGCAACGGGUCCCUCUUUGGCUUUGGUUUCUACGGCCUGGGGCCCCAGCCUUCCUGGAAAUUCUGAGAUACCAGCUAUUUUUUUCCUAGAGAAAAAAAUUUCUCUUAAAUUAGCCAGAGCUGGAUUUCACAGCUCAAGACACUGACGACUAACACACCUAGAAGGUGGGGAGUCGAUGUUUGAUUCGAGGUCUGUCUGAUACCAAGUCUGUGCCUCUCAACAAGGCGGUCAGCCGUCUGGUCAACAAUGAUUCCUCAACCCAUCCCAUCACACGCAGGGCAGACACUGUCUCAGGGUGGUGGAUUUGUAAACGUCCAGGAUUUGCUAAAACUCCCGUGGAACUGAAUUCAGCCGGGAUCGGGCAAGAAGCAUUCUCUGUAGUGAACUUGAUUCUGUGAUUUAAACCCGUCUCCCUUUGCAUUAUUGGCACACAGAAACUGCCGUUUAAAGUGCCUGGGAAGUCCGCAGGAUCCCCAAGACAUGACCCCUGCUCGAAGGCUACCGACCUCCUGUUUCAUGUGUAUCUUUUUUCCACAGAUACUGUGCUCUCCGUGGUUCUCUACGAUACGGUCUCUCAUGUCCUUUUACUUGUUGACUGGCCUCAAUAUGAUUUCUUUAGGUUGGAACAGCUUGGAUUUAAAUCGAGACUUAACACGAGAAUGAUAGAAGGGAAGCCGACUUUGCUCCCCUGUAAUGAGGAGGAAAAUCGGGAAAAGGAUACACCUAGUGAGAAAUUACCAGCCUGUUUGUCAUGGUUUUUUGAAAGGUCAAGGAUGUUGCCUCGCCCUGGCCUUGCGGUGAAACUUAUUCACGCUGAUGUGUAAAUGACUUAUAAGAACAUAAAUUGCGAAUCCUCUGCAGUGUUUGCACGUUACAACCGAAGACUCCCAGUGGGAACGCAGGGAUUGAUCGCAUUCCUGCAUUAGAAGAGAGGAUGCUGGAACCUUCUAGAAAUACGUAGGUCACCCCCUCUUCUUGAUCUCAGUCUGCUUCCAAAAAUGGAGUUGAGCAACUCUCUGAGUUCUGUAAGUGAGAAUAGCCUCUGUUGACUUGUGUUUCUUUACUGUCUUCUGCUCCCUGGCUGCCUUUGCCUCAAGACCACCAGAAGGACUCAAGCAGUGACCUGGGGAGAACGCAAGCCAAGUGGAAAAGAGUUUCCUCUCUAAUGUGGGCAGCUGCAUGAAGACGUGGGAGAACAGGAAGCCGCAAAUGCAAGUUUUGACCUCUUUUCCUCUCCUCAGACCAAAAGCGACCAGGAGUAUGUGUGGCACAUCCUUUCAUUCAUUUAUAAAACGAACUUGAUUGUGACUUUUGUAUCAUUCAGUCUUCGGGGAGCUUACAACUUGUAAGUCGAAUGAGUCUCGUGGAUCUCUGAUUUGCCUUCUGUUACACAAGAGAAUGCAUUCUCAGGGUGCUCGACAGACAAUGUUCACUCGUGUGACGGACACUCAUCGAGGACCUGGCUUACUCACGAGACCCCACACACGGGCUGCUCCCUUCUGUGCAGGAGAGAAUCUCGGAAGGCAACUGAAUGACAGAGAGAAAGCAAAAUCACUGUGGGAAUAACCUUGAAUCUAGCGCAAGUGGAAGGCAAACCACUUAUACAUUUUCAGGGCUUAACAAGUAUGAGUAAUAAAUUAGUUGCAACAAACUUAAAGAAUGACGUUCAAAUACGAGGUAUGUCACCACUAAAAAUCACUGCUCUGGAUGGCAAGGGCAGUACUGAAUACCUUCUGUGACGGGGAUAUUCUUGGCACUUUUCCUAUAUUUUUUUCAUCCCGUCCCAGACCCCACAAUGCUAUUUGCUCAACGAAUCCAGUGUUUUCCAACUGUAGCGUGCCUCAGAAUCACCCAGGGGCUUGUGGAAACACAGACGGCCAGGCCCCGUUCCCAGACUCUCUGAUUCAGCAAGGUGGCAUUUCCAGCAAGUUUCCGGGUGACAUGGAUGCUACUGGCCCAGGAGCCACACUUUGGGAAUCACCGAUGGAGUCAUCCAUUCAUCCAUUUGUUCAAAGCUUCCAGGUGCCUGGCUCCAAAGCAGAGAGAUGAGUCAAACAUUACUUUGUAGGACCUGAUGUCCCCUGGGCACUCUGCGAAGGGCUUUCUCUUGACCUGGUUUUCUCCUUUGUGACAAUCCAACAAAGUAGAUCUCAUCCCCCCCCCCAUUUUAUAGAUGAAAAUGCCACAGAAAGAGAUUGAGUAACUUGCUCCAAGUCACGUGGACAGGUGUCAGCCUGGGAUUUGGGUCCACGCGUCCUGGAUGCCAAGUGGCCAUCAGACAGCACGCUGCGUGCUGUGCCUCUCCUAGAACGCUGAGCUUACACACAGUACUGUCAAUCUUCCGCAGAUGGAAACAACCAAACCAAAGUUAGAGAGGUUAGACAACAUGCCCAAACUCCCACAGCUAGGAAGUGUCUCAAGAUCGAGUCUCACUUUGAUGCCAAAGUGCUUUCAGCGCCAGGAAACCCAUUUCUCCACGCCAUCUCCAGACCAACAUCUAAAUCAGAGCCGGGAAAGAGAGUACGAGCCCAGGUAACCAGAGUGCACAGAGAACGGGUACUUCUGUCCAGUGUUCGGGUGAGCUAAUAUAGAUCUCAUGCAUCAACUUAUUCAAGAGUUUUCAAACAGCUCAGUCUACUUUCCAGCCUAAGUCAGCACCGUAUAAUGUAACGUUUCCUUGAUGAUUCAGGAUCCCACAUGCCCAGAACCGUCAUCACGAACAGAGUUCGUUACUGAGAAAUGUGGAUGCAGUAGAGGCAGGUGACUGGAUCGAGUUUUGAGGGGCGGGGGGCAGGAUUACUGAGGACAAAUUAAACUGUGUUCGAAUCACUGACUUCUUCUGUCAUCAGAGUGGAAAAAGGCCCCCCUCACUGAGGCCCAUCAAAUGUUUCCAUUGAGUUGGGUUAAAAUUAAUCCAGUUUACCCCAAUUUAUGUAAGCAGCUGACGAACUUCACUCAAUCCGACUGUCUUUCUCCUUUCGCGACUCGGUAAAUCACAAAGAACGAGGCUUUCCCCGACUGCCGAGUCCCGGUGUGUUACCCCAUCAUCAGGGAGAGAAAUGAGCUCUAUAAUUACCUUUUGAGACAUGAGUCAUCCUCGCUCCGAGGGCCCAGACCCGGUGGACGCUAUAAAAGCCGCUCAGGGUCGAAGUGCAAAAGCGCAGUCUGCCUUCCCCGGGACUGAUAUAACUGCCGAGCCACCCCAAGGAGAUGAAGGUGCUCCCCGCGUCUGGCCUUGCUGUGCUCCUCAUCACGGCUCUGAAGUUCUCCACCGCAGCCCCCUCCCCACCUGCAGCCAGCCCCAGGACCUCAAGAAACAACUACCACCUGGCACAGGCCUAUCUUGACAAGUAUUACACCAGGAAGGGAGGCCACCAGCUCGGUGAGAUGGCCGCGCGAGGAGCCAGUUCCCUGGUCAAGAAGAUCAAGGAGCUGCAAGCCUUCUUCGGCCUCCGAGUCACGGGCAAGUUGGACCGGUCCACGAUGGACGUGAUCAAGAGGCCCCGCUGCGGAGUUCCCGACGUGGCAAACUACCGCCUCUUCCCAGGUGAACCCAAGUGGAAAAAAAAUACUUUGACCUACAGGAUAUCCAAGUACACACCAUCCAUGGCGGCCGCUGACGUGGACAAGGCAGUGGAGAUGGCCUUGCAGGCCUGGGGCAGCGCUGUCCCCCUAACCUUCGUCAGGGUGACUUCGGGAGAAGCGGACAUCAUGAUAUCUUUCGAAAGUGGAGACCACGGGGACUCCUAUCCGUUCGAUGGGCCUCGAGGGACCCUAGCCCAUGCAUUUGCACCUGGAGAAGGUCUGGGAGGGGACACGCAUUUCGACAAUGCCGAGAAGUGGACUAUGGGAAUGAAUGGUUUCAACUUAUUCACCGUAGCUGCUCACGAAUUUGGCCACGCACUGGGCCUGGCGCAUUCCACAGACCCAUCGGCACUGAUGUACCCGACCUAUAAGUACCAGCAUCCCUACGGAUUCCACCUGCCCAAGGAUGAUGUGAAAGGGAUCCAGGCACUGUACGGACCCCGGAAAACAUUCCCGGGAAAGCCCACCGUGCCGCACGCCCCACCUCAAAGUCCAUCCACCCCCGACCUCUGUGACUCCAGCUCGUCCUUUGAUGCCGUGACGAUGCUUGGGAAGGAGCUCCUGUUCUUCAGGGACCGGAUUUUCUGGCGUCGUCAGGUGCACAUGAUGGCAGGGAUCCGGCCCAGCACCAUUACCAGCUCCUUCCCCCAGCUUAUGUCCAAUGUGGACGCAGCUUAUGAAGUGGCCGAGAGGGGCACCGCCUACUUCUUCAAAGGCCCCCACUACUGGGUAACAAGAGGAUUCCAGAUGCAAGGUCCUCCUCGCACUAUUUAUGACUUUGGCUUCCCAAGGUAUGUACAGCGAAUAGAUGCUGCCGUCUACCUCAAGGAUGUGCAGAAGACCCUUUUCUUUGUCGGAGACGAAUACUACAGCUAUGACGAACGAAAAGGGAAAAUGGAAAAAGACUACCCAAAGAAUACUGAAGAGGAAUUUUCAGGAGUUAAUGGCCAGAUAGAUGCUGCUGUGGAAUUAAAUGGCUACAUUUACUUCUUUUCAGGACCCAAAGCGUACAAGUAUGACACAGAGAAAGAAGAUGUGGUCAGUGUGCUGAAAUCUAGCUCCUGGAUUGGCUGCUAGACAGGAAGGUUUCGUGUUUUCUAGGGAACGAACGCGAGCACAAGCAGCUGGUCCCCGGACGUAAGGACCAAGGCAGAAUGUAGGAUGGGGGUUCUUCCCGUGGCCUUCAGUCCUAAGGGCAAUUUCCAGUUCAUCAAAAAUAAUUACACUUCUACAUUUCUUCACGGUUGUGAAUUCAUAAUUGUAAUCAAAAUGGGAGAUUUCUAUAGAUGGUCAACUUCACAUAAAAUCGGAAUCAACACAAUGCUCUCCUCUGCGAGACACCCACUGCUGUUGUUUCUUACCCAACACACUGAAGCAAAUUGAGAAAUUUGGGUUUUUAUUUCUGAGAAGAAGUCUAUUUGUGGAUUCCCUGACAUGUAUUAUAAUUCUUUUAAAAGGACAUGUCAUUGCCGUGCAAAUUUUAACUACUCUUCACAGUAGUGGCUUUUGCUACCUUUACAUGUGUUGUGACGAGUAUAAAUUUGUCCCUCUGUGCUUUGAACAUCUCACAAACAAAAUACCAUAUAAGUUUUAUUUCUCGUUUGUUUGUCUAACUGUGCUCACUGUCUUUGAAGCAGGUCGCGGUGGGCAAGCCCACUCAAAUGAAAUUUCGGACUAGGCAAGAGAGGGAAACUUUGCAACAGGAAAACUUUUAACAACAGCCAAUAAAAAUGCUGUAUGAGAACCGUCGCUCAUUUCUCUCCUCAGUCAGUAUCUACUAGCUUCUAUCACACAUUCUUUGGCAACAGACUCCACGAACCUAGAGAAAACUCAAAACUGGAGAUAGUUCACACGCAGACACAGGAGAAAUGGCAGAUAUUCAGUCCAUUUCCUGCCUCCUGACAAUAAAACACCUAUAGUGACACUGUCUCUAACCACGCAUGUGAGUCUCUUCAGAGUAGUUUUCCAUGUAGGGGAGUUGGUCUGUUUAGUUUUUCUUACUUCAAGUUAAACCUUUUCUCUUUCUUACCUGCUCAUCAGUACAGAAAAAAACACAGUGUUUGUCAUUCUUGUGAUUUUUUUUUAAUCUG